This is a messenger RNA of Xenia sp. Carnegie-2017, 1606 nucleotides long. Its product is annotated as palmitoyltransferase ZDHHC11-like. Bases 129 to 1181 code for a protein of 350 amino acids. The record is from RefSeq and is a predicted model, not a curated record. Gene Ontology annotation, biological process: peptidyl-L-cysteine S-palmitoylation; protein targeting to membrane. Gene Ontology annotation, cellular component: Golgi apparatus; endoplasmic reticulum. Lineage: Eukaryota; Metazoa; Cnidaria; Anthozoa; Malacalcyonacea; Xeniidae. The transcript has 10 exons. Gene Ontology annotation, molecular function: protein-cysteine S-palmitoyltransferase activity.
UCAUUGCAAGAAAUAAAGCUUGUCAUUGAUCGUUGAUUCUUUUGUAUCAAAUUUCGUGGUAGACAAAUUCAAUCACUCGCUUUAAAUGGAAACUCAUUCGUUCUAUGUUUUUUCUGAAAGAAUAUUGAAUGGGAAGUAGAAUGAUGGCAGACAGAGAAAGUGGUGUAAUCGCAAUUCGUCAAAAAGAUCGUACAAAUGGCUGGUCUUGGCCCCUGCAUCCAUUUCAAGUGAUCGCCUGGUUCUUUGUGGUUGGUAUUCCCUUGGUGUAUUAUGGAAUCUUAGCUUCCCAUCUACCACAUGACGUAUUGAUUCCUGGCUGUGUUUUACCAGGCAUAUGCCUUUUCUUCCAUAUAAUAUUUCACCUGGCAUGCCUUACGGUGAACCCAGCCGACCCUAAUGUGAAGCUGAAAAAGGUAGAGAAAGCUGCAGAGUUCGAUCGAGCUCUUCAUAAACACGUGAUUGAAAAUUAUCACUGCUACAUUUGCCAAGUUGAAGUGAGCAAAAAAAGUAAACAUUGUGCUAAUUGUAACAAAUGCAUCAGUGAUUUUGACCAUCACUGCUUAUGGCUGAAUAACUGUAUUGGUGGUCAGAAUUACAGAAUGUUUCUCGGUUGUGUAUCUUCGGCCCUCGCUUCAGUGGUAUUCAUUAUGGCGUUCUGUCUUUAUCUUUGUAUCGUAUAUUUUAUCGAUAGAGACAGGCUGGUGAAAGACAGAUGGUGGAGUAUCGUUCGCGAGAUGAACGACAAAACCUUUCUGGCUGUCGAUAUAGUAAUCAUCGUUUUACUCUUCGUCGCAUUUCUUCUGCUCGGUCACUUAAUGUGUUUUCAUAUAGUUUUAAUUAGUAAAGGUAUGUCCACGUAUGAUUUUAUUGUUCAAAGUCGUCAAACUGUCGCUGAAGCUGCAGAGUCUAAUCCAUCAAUAUCGAUGACUUCGCCAAAAAAGCUAAAGUCAUACAAGGUAUGCAAACCGAGAAGUCUUUUUGGGAGAACUUCAAUGCAGAUCAGUGCAAGCCCGAGACCGAAUUUCGAGGGUUCCACCUGCUCAAGAGUUCUCACGAACGUCUUCGAGUUGAACAAAGUCGCUGCUCAAGAGAUAACUGUUCAAUGUGAAAGAAGCAGCAGUGCGGAGAUGAAAACAAAACAUGUACAAGAUUGUCGUAUUGAAAUUGACGAUUCAAGUUAAAAACAAUUCAAUUUUAAUAUUGAAUUUUUACGACAUUACUUGGUAUGACCGUGUUAAAUAUUCUAUUGGUAAUUUUGUAAAUCCAUUCGAUGCUGCUGAAGUCACCCAUGAAAGUAGAAAAUGUCAUUGAUUGAAAACCGGACGUCACACCAGUGCAUAUAAAUGAUCCCAAGUUGUUUGUAGAAAUGGUUCACAAUGUGUAUCAUAACUAUUGAGUCAACCAUAUUUGAAUUGCAAUAACAUUUGUAAAUAUUUUCCUCCUUACUUCAAAUCACUAGAAUCUUUAUGAUCAAUUUUAUUAUGACAAGAGCUGAAAUGAAUUUAAUUAACGAGGGACCAUGUUGGUAAACUAUAUAUGUAGACGCGUAUUUAUAAUACAUAUUGUAUAUAGCAUAGUAUAUGAUAGUAAAAUUAUGAAGCAAUUA